Schistocerca americana (American grasshopper) is the source of this 678-nucleotide messenger RNA. RefSeq names its product snake venom metalloprotease inhibitor 02D01-like. The record is from RefSeq and is a predicted model, not a curated record. Bases 1 to 678 code for a protein of 225 amino acids. NCBI's taxonomy places the organism in Eukaryota, Metazoa, Arthropoda, Insecta, Orthoptera, Acrididae. The transcript has 4 exons.
AUGGUGCGUGACCACUUGAUACAGGCAGCGCCAGACGCCGCCUUCCGCCACGACGCCCUCAAGUUAGAAGACCCGUCCCUCGAGCAGGUCAUAGAACUAGCCCGGCAUCAGUCGCCACCACCAGCACCACCAACACAGCGGCCGCAGCCGACGGACCAACUGCCCAGCAGCUCUUCGGCGCCUCCCCAACACCCGAUGGCCACCGAUGAAGACGAACCGAUGCUACUGAUCCCACCCAUGCCGCCAUCACAACCAUGGUCGCCUCACAGAUACAGGGAAAGUUGGAGUACUCCGCCGGCCUCUGCCGGCUUUAUAAGGCCAGUGCAGCAGCAGUACAGCCAGUUCCUCGCCGAGCUGGGACCAGCUCCGACGGACCUCACCGACGUUCAUGAUGAAUGGUCGCCGGCGCGGCCCGGCUGCGGUCGCAGGGGCGGCAGCGGCGGCUCCGCCUCCGCGACACGCGUCGCCUCUCCUCGCUGCUGCAGGUCGAACUGCUGGGCGUCGGCGAGCGGCGGCGGGGGCGGAGGCGGAGCUCCUCGCGGCGCUUCCGCCUCCGGUGCGGCGCCUCCCAACGGCUGUCGGAGUAGUAGGCGGCGAGGGCUGGGGCCGACGUGUCCUGCACGACAGGGUCUACACUUAGCGGCGUCGCAUCAACUGCUGAGACCGGGGGCGCACUAG